This is a messenger RNA of Glossina fuscipes, 1834 nucleotides long. It is a transcript of the gene CCT3, whose product is annotated as T-complex protein 1 subunit gamma. NCBI's taxonomy places the organism in Eukaryota, Metazoa, Arthropoda, Insecta, Diptera, Glossinidae. Gene Ontology annotation, biological process: protein folding. Gene Ontology annotation, cellular component: chaperonin-containing T-complex. The coding region runs from base 92 to 1729 and encodes 545 amino acids. The record is from RefSeq and is a predicted model, not a curated record. Gene Ontology annotation, molecular function: ATP binding; ATP hydrolysis activity; ATP-dependent protein folding chaperone. The transcript has 4 exons.
UGAGCCAUUUUAUAAAGAGCGACGCAUAUAAGUGUGAGCACGAGUUUUCUUGAGUGUCGUUUGAAAAAUUAUUAUUAAAAAGAAGUGAAAAAUGUUUGGAGGUCCACAAUCUAUAUUGGUUUUAAGCCAAAAUACCAAAAGAGAAUCGGGCCGAAAAGUUCAGCUGGAAAAUAUAAAUGCCGGAAAGGCUAUAGCCGAUGUGAUACGCACCUGCUUGGGGCCGCAAGCAAUGCUAAAAAUGCUUAUGGAUCCUAUGGGUGGAAUAGUUAUGACCAACGACGGUAACGCUAUAUUGCGUGAAAUUACUGUUCAGCAUCCCGCGGCUAAAAGCAUGAUUGAAAUCGCUCGUACUCAAGAUGAGGAAGUCGGAGACGGUACUACUUCAGUUAUUGUCUUAGCGGGUGAAAUGUUGGCAGCCGCAGAACCAUUCCUACAGCAACAAAUUCACCCUACCGUCAUAAUACGAGCCUAUCGCGAGGCAUUGGAGGAUAUUAUUAAGCAUUUACAAAGCGAUUUAAGCGUAGCUUUGGAUAUUGGUAACAAGGAAAAGAUGGGUGAGGUUGUAAAGUCUUGCGUAGGUACAAAAUUCAUCGGUAAAUGGUCAGAUUUGGCGGUGAAGAUUGCUCUCGACGCAGUGCACACAGUCACUUUAAAUGAAAACGGUCGUUUGGAAGUAGACAUCAAACGUUAUGCUAAAGUUGAAAAAAUUCCUGGCGGUUCAAUAGAAGAAUCUUGUGUUUUAAGAGGUGUUAUGCUUAACAAAGAUGUGACUCAUCCAAAAAUGCGACGUUACAUUGAGAAUCCUCGUAUAGUAUUGCUGGAUUGCGCUUUGGAAUAUAAGAAAGGAGAAAGCCAGACUAGUGUCGAAAUUGUGGGCGAACAAGACUUUACUCGCAUGUUGCAAAUUGAGGAAGAAUUUGUGAACCGUGUUUGUUCUGAUAUUAUCGCCGUUAAGCCGGACGUAGUCUUCACCGAGAAGGGUGUUUCUGACUUAGCUCAACAUUUUCUGUUAAAGGCGGGUAUAACUGCUGUACGCCGUUUACGUAAAACCGACAACUUACGUAUAGCUCGUGCUUGUGGAGCCACUAUUGUGAAUCGUACGGAAGAAUUAACAGAAAAAGACGUAGGCACCGGUGCCGGUUUAUUUGAGGUUAAAAAGAUUGGCGAUGAGUACUUUACUUUCGUAACGCAAUGCAUAGAUCCUAAAGCGUGCACUAUAGUUUUGCGUGGGGCGUCUAAAGAUAUUUUGAAUGAAACCGAACGUAAUCUUCAAGACGCCUUGCACGUGGCACGUAAUUUAGUUUUGGAACCGCGCGUGGUUGCAGGUGGCGGGGCUAUUGAAAUGUCUGUGUCUCAAUUGCUUACACGAAAGCAAUUAAAAGGUCCUUAUACAGCUGUUGCUGGAGCUUUGGAAAUUAUACCACGCACUUUAGCUCAAAAUUGCGGAGCAAAUACCAUACGCACACUGACAGCUUUAAGGGCUAAACAUGCCUCUCAUUCUGGUGAUGGUGUGUGUGCAUGGGGUAUAGAUGGUGAGUCCGGCGAAAUUGUGGACAUGAAUGUCAGGGGUAUAUGGGAACCCUUGGCAGUAAAAAUGCAGACCUACAAAACAGCUGUAGAAACAGCCAUACUUUUGCUACGUAUCGAUGAUAUUGUCUCUGGCUCUAAGAAGAAAAGCGAUAAGGAAUCUGUUGCACCAGCUGCUCCUGCCAAUCAGGGUGAAGAUUGAAAGAGUAAAGAGUUGAUUUCGUUUCUGCCACUAAUGCCCACAUAUUUUUUUCAUAUUUACCAGCUUAAAACAUUCAUUUACGCGUGAACAUUUUUAUAAUACUUG